Molecule: messenger RNA, 2158 nt
Organism: Olea europaea var. sylvestris
Lineage: Eukaryota; Viridiplantae; Streptophyta; Magnoliopsida; Lamiales; Oleaceae
Product: sugar transporter ERD6-like 16
Exons: 17
Coding region: 321-1781 (486 amino acids)
Biological process (GO): transmembrane transport; carbohydrate transport
Cellular component (GO): membrane
Molecular function (GO): sugar transmembrane transporter activity
Source: RefSeq, a predicted model, not a curated record
CUCACAUGGGGUGGGGCUGAUAUGAAUUUUAUAUUGAAAAAAAACACACCAUCCACCUCGUGUAUGUGUGUGUUUUGAAUUUCUGUAUACAUUCUGUUGAAAUUAUCUGUACCCAUAACAACACUUAUUUUAAAACUCUGACUAUUGAUACAAGACAAAUCUUGUGAAAUAUCUAGCUACGAUUAAUGCCUAUAUAUAUAGAGCUGAAAAAACCUAUGCAUUCAUCAGAUUUGUGUCUGUACUCUGUGUAGUCGUAUAUCUCUUAGGUCAGGAUUUAUACAUAAAUAUAGAAAUAGAAAGAAAGAAUAGAAGAUAGAGAGAUGGCUAUUGAUCAUCACAAGGAUAUAGAAAAUGGCAUUGAAAAGGGUCUUGAUGAUCUGCAAAAGCCAUUAAUUCAACAAGCUAAAUGUGUCGAUUCUGAAGGAGAUGAUGUGAUCGUAAGUGAAAAAAAUGGCUCAAUUGGGAUGGUGCUUAUAAGUACUUUAGUAGCUGUUUGUGGCUCUUUUGAAUUUGGAUCAUGUGUGGGCUACUCAGCACCCUCACAAUCUGCUAUCAGACAAGACUUAAAGCUAUCUUUACCCGAGUACUCUAUGUUUGGAUCUAUAAUAACAAUUGGAGCUAUGAUUGGUGCAAUAACAAGUGGAAAAAUUGCUGAUCUCAUUGGUAGAAAAGGGGCAAUGAGAACUUCAUCUGCUUUCUGCAUUACAGGAUGGCUUUUAGUCUAUUUCUCCAAGGAAGCUUGGUCACUUGACAUAGGGAGAUUUUCUACAGGAUAUGGCAUAGGAAUUUUCUCUUUUGUGGUUCCAAUAUUUAUUGCUGAAAUAGCACCAAAGAAUCUUCGUGGAGGACUUGCGACGCUUAAUCAGCUCAUGAUUGUUUGUGGAGCAUCGACUGCAUACUUGCUUGGAACAGUUGUAACAUGGCGAACUUUGGCUCUUACUGGACUUCUUCCUUGUGUUUUCCUGCUUGUGGGGCUGUUCUUUAUCCCAGAGUCUCCCCGAUGGCUGGCAAAAAUGGGACUUGAGAAAGAAUUUGAAUUGGCUUUACGUAAACUUCGUGGCAGAGAUGCUGAUGUUUCUCAAGAAUCUGCUGAUAUUCAAGCUAGUAUUGACGCCCUACAGUAUUUUCCUAAAGCUAGAAUCUUUGAUUUGUUCAAUAGGAAAUACACCCGUGCUGUCAUUAUUGGCGUUGGACUAAUGGUAUUCCAACAGUUUGGAGGAAUAAAUGGAAUUGGUUUCUAUGCAAGUGAAACGUUUGUGGCUGCCGGAUUUUCUUCAGGGAAACUUGGAACAAUUGCUUAUGCUAUAAUUCAGGUCCCAAUAACUGUAGUUGGAGCAAUAUUAAUGGAUAAAUUAGGAAGACGACCACUUCUCAUGACAUCAGCAUCAGGCACAUUUCUUGGGAGCUUCCUGGCUGGAGCCUCUUUUUUCCUCAAGGGCCAAGGUCUUCUGCUCGAAUGGGUACCAGUAUUAGCUGUAUCAGGAGUAUUGGUCUACAUAGCAUCAUUUUCAAUAGGAAUGGGAGCAGUUCCUUGGGUCAUAAUGUCAGAGAUAUUCCCUAUUCACAUGAAAGGUUUAGCUGGGAGCCUGGUAGUACUAGUAAACUGGUCAGGUGCUUGGGCAGUUUCCUACACAUUCAACUUUCUCAUGAGCUGGAGCUCAACAGGAACAUUCAUGAUCUAUGCUGGAUUCUGUGCUCUUACAGUACUAUUUGUGGUGAAGAUUGUGCCUGAAACAAAGGGAAAAACUCUAGAGCAAAUCCAGGCCUCCAUCAACUCAUAGAAUUGAAUAAGCCAAAGGGAAAAACCGAAGACCUUGUCGAAUAUAUCAGAAGCUAAGAUGUGAUUUCUGUCUAAUGUAUCUCGUCUUUCUUUCAUUAUCGAAUUCAAGUGAUCUAUGCACGGACCAACAACGGUGAAGGGGGGAUGGGUUCAGAAGCUCGGCUGAAAUUGAUCCAAUUCGCUUCGACUUAGAGGACGCUAGCAAGAUGCACCAUACAAUUGUGCCUGCAAUAUGAUGUUCCAAUCAAUACUGAUAGAUAUACAUAUAUACUUGUGCAUGUAUCACUCAGAGCAGAUUUGUUAUUGAAUUUUCAGCUGUUAUUACGUUAUUUCUUAAAUUUUUAAUUGAUGCAAAAAAUUAUGCAUAUUUUUUAUUCA